Vespa crabro (European hornet) is the source of this 1348-nucleotide messenger RNA. It is a transcript of the gene Trax, whose product is annotated as translin-associated protein X. NCBI's taxonomy places the organism in Eukaryota, Metazoa, Arthropoda, Insecta, Hymenoptera, Vespidae. Gene Ontology annotation, cellular component: cytoplasm; nucleus. The record is from RefSeq and is a predicted model, not a curated record. The coding region runs from base 332 to 1219 and encodes 295 amino acids. The transcript has 2 exons. Gene Ontology annotation, molecular function: sequence-specific DNA binding; RNA binding; RNA endonuclease activity.
ACAAGUCGCGCCAAUGGCACAGUCAAUGUAUUAUAUGUGCUCAUUUGUACUUACAUAAAUCAUUAAUUUGUUUAAUUUGUUUAUUAUAUGUGUAUUGAAGUUUUAAAAAAUUAAAAAAUUUACUUGAAUUUCCUAUUUAAUUAAUUUUUGUCAAUUUCAUAGCGAAAAAUUAAUUAUAUUAUCAAAGAUGUGAUGAAUAUAUUAUGAACUGUGAUCAGUUAACAGUAAUAUUUUAUUUGUGAGAUAUAAAACUUGGUUGCGCACGAUUAAUUAUUCUUUAUGAUUUAUUCUUGAAUCUAUAGUAAUAAGAAACUUAAAAUAUAAAAUAUUUAUGAUGUCUCAAGGAAAAGCUGGUAGAAGAACUCGUGGUCAUCAUUGUAAUAAAAACAAAGUCAAUGUUGGAGAUAAAGGAAGAGAAAUUUUGGAAAGUAUAGAUGAGAAUAAUUUGGUUAUACAACAGUUUCGAAUAUAUUCCAAUGAAUUAGAUACAAAACAUGAUAAAUUUGAGAAACUUGUUAAACUUAGUCGAGAUAUUACAAUAGAAAGUAAAAGAAUAAUAUUCCUUUUGCAUACCCUUGACAAAGAAAGUAAACGAGACUCCGUACUUGGAGAAGCUAAGCAAAGACUCGAUAAUAUGGGGAAAACUCUCUUUAAAAGCAUUGCGUAUGAGUUAGAUGGUCAAGAUAUUUAUCAAUAUCUUAAAGCUUAUAGAGUUGGACUUGAAGAAUAUAUAGAAGCAGUUACAUUCUUUCAAUAUUUACAAUCUGGUUCUAUGCAAGACUGGAUUGAGUUAGAAAAGUCAUUGAUUUAUCCCGAUUCAAAUAAAUCUAAAUCCACUUUACAGAAUUGUGAGUUGCCGACAAAAAUGACACGAAUAGUAAUCACUCCGAACGAAUAUAUCAUGGGUAUAGCAGAUUUGACCGGAGAACUUAUGCGAAAAUGCAUUAAUAAUUUAGCAACAGGAGAUAUAGCCAGUUGUUAUCAAAUUUGUAAUUUUGUUAGAAAUAUGCAUAAGGGAUUUCUAGGAUGUACAAGUAUUUUUAAUAAAGAUAUGAGUAAAAAGCUUUAUACGUUAAAACAAAGUUUAACUAAAAUGGAAAAUGUAUGCUAUACAAUAAAAGUAAGAGGAUCUGAAAUACCUAAACAUAUGUUGGCAGAUGUUGCCAUUGGAGCUACAGAGGAUUAUAUGGGUGAUGAAGAUGAAGGAUAUCAGGUCUAAUGAAAACUAAUAAAAAAGUAAUGUAACUACAAAUAAUUACACACACACACACACACACGUUUAAAUAAUAAUAAUAAUAAUAACGAUAACUAUGUAAUAUUUUAUAUCUAUAUUUACAUAAAAUAAACA